Pipistrellus kuhlii (Kuhl's pipistrelle) is the source of this 1399-nucleotide messenger RNA. RefSeq names its product MAF bZIP transcription factor G (gene MAFG). The transcript has 3 exons. The record is from RefSeq and is a predicted model, not a curated record. The coding region runs from base 242 to 730 and encodes 162 amino acids. Gene Ontology annotation, cellular component: nucleus. NCBI's taxonomy places the organism in Eukaryota, Metazoa, Chordata, Mammalia, Chiroptera, Vespertilionidae. Gene Ontology annotation, molecular function: DNA-binding transcription factor activity, RNA polymerase II-specific; RNA polymerase II cis-regulatory region sequence-specific DNA binding. Gene Ontology annotation, biological process: regulation of epidermal cell differentiation; regulation of transcription by RNA polymerase II.
CAUCAUGUGACGUCUGUGGAGCGGCGGCGGCGGCGGCGGCGGCGGCGGAUCCCGAGCCUGGUCCGGCCCGGCCUUCCCAGCGCGCUCGGCCCGGCCCGCGCAGGCGGCCAGCCCCAUCCCGGGCGCGGAGCCCCCGCGCGGCCCUCCCCACGCAGCCUCGGAGCGCCCGCCGCCCCCGCCCCGGCCUCGGCCCGCCCGGCCCGCAGUGUGGAGGAGUGCCUGCUCGCUGCGCCCCCGGGUUAUGACGACCCCCAAUAAAGGAAGCAAGGCCUUGAAGGUGAAGCGGGAGCCUGGUGAGAAUGGCACCAGCCUGACGGACGAGGAGCUGGUGACCAUGUCGGUGCGGGAGCUGAACCAGCACCUGCGGGGCCUGUCCAAGGAGGAGAUCGUGCAGCUGAAGCAGCGGCGGCGCACGCUCAAGAACCGCGGCUACGCCGCCAGCUGCCGCGUGAAGCGGGUGACGCAGAAGGAGGAGCUGGAGAAGCAGAAGGCGGAGCUGCAGCAGGAGGUGGAGAAGCUGGCCUCGGAGAACGCCAGCAUGAAGCUGGAGCUCGACGCCCUGCGCUCCAAGUACGAGGCCCUGCAGACCUUCGCCAGGACCGUGGCCCGCGGCCCCGUGGCGCCCGCCCGGGGCCCCCUGGCCGCCAGCCUGGGGCCCCUCGUCCCCGGCAAAGUGGCCGCCACCAGCGUCAUCACCAUAGUCAAGUCCAAGACGGACGCCCGGUCGUAGGGGCGCACGCUGGCCCCGGCGGGUCUGGGAGGGGCCGUGAGGCACGCGGCACAUAAGCAGCCCUGUCCCCCUCCCCGCUCCCCGUCCUACCUCCUCCCUCCCCUGCGAAGCACAGCCCGCACCCCGGCGGGCGCCGGCCGGGCCCUCGGUCUCGUGUUGUCAGCGUGUGUCUGUGUGUUGGGAUUGGUCAGUUCAGCGGUGCCGUGGGGUGGCCCCUGCCCCUUUGUACCAAGGCCAAGGGGGUGACCCGGAGGCGGCCCUUUGGGAGCAGAGAGGAGCGAGCGAGCUGUGGGACUCGGCGUCCCUGUGCAGGCAGGGCUCCAGGGCAGGAGGCUGCUCUGCCUCCAGUGGCCCGGGCCCUGACGGCUGUGGGCCGGCGGGGGGCUGGGCAUUCCCUCAGAUGGACUCUGCUCCUCGGAGCGGGGCGUCCUGAGGGCUCCCGGCAGGGGGCGCCGUGUAGCUGUGGGCCAGGGGCCUGGGCAUGCUCGCCUGACGCCUUGCACUGACCAAGACCAAAUCACUGGCCGUGAGCGUGCGUGAGGUGUGUCCCGUGCCCCGCGAUGGUCCGCGUCGCUGUUUACAUGGCCUGUCGGUGUGGUUACCCAGCCCUUUAUUUAAGAGAGAAGUUCCUUUUACGAAGUUAUUAAAUUAUAUGUUUAAGAGCUAAAG